AUGCCCCUUGUCCAGACUUUUAGAAGUAGACCCGGUACAAACGAGUUCCUUGGGGCGUCGGUACUCAAAAUUCAAUUCUUGCCUAUCCGAUUACUCAAAGCGACUUUUGUCUUUGAUAGCAGCAUGGCAGUCAGUCUCUCCCUUGUUGCAACCAAGUGCAGGGAUCACGUGGUGAGACGGCGGGCAAUUAACUUAUUGCUGGCGCAUCCACGGAGGGAGGGCUUUUGGGAUAUUACAGGGAGGGCGAGCGUUGCCACUUGCUUAAUGAAGAAAGAAGAGGAAGGCCCUGGUCAUUUACUCAAAGUUGAUCAAAGUAUACGAGAAAGAGGAAGUGCCGAGAAUGGGGGGGCUUGCUCAAAGUCGUCGACUAAAGGAACCAAGGAAAGGGAGGAGUUGCCAGAAAUGACGAUCUCGUGGUGA
Messenger RNA from Hyaloscypha bicolor E, 420 nucleotides. RefSeq lists its product as uncharacterized. Bases 1 to 420 code for a protein of 139 amino acids. The transcript is spliced from 2 exons. NCBI's taxonomy places the organism in Eukaryota, Fungi, Ascomycota, Leotiomycetes, Helotiales, Hyaloscyphaceae. The record is from RefSeq and is a predicted model, not a curated record.